Messenger RNA from Nasonia vitripennis (jewel wasp), 1852 nucleotides. Its product is annotated as glutathione hydrolase 5 proenzyme. Bases 218 to 1714 code for a protein of 498 amino acids. Lineage: Eukaryota; Metazoa; Arthropoda; Insecta; Hymenoptera; Pteromalidae. The record is from RefSeq and is a predicted model, not a curated record. Gene Ontology annotation, biological process: glutathione catabolic process. Gene Ontology annotation, cellular component: plasma membrane. The transcript has 10 exons. Gene Ontology annotation, molecular function: glutathione gamma-glutamate hydrolase.
AUAUAGGUAGGUAUAUAUAUACAUCAUGACAGAUGACUAAAGUGCAGGUGCACUAAACGAAAACAACCGAAGGGAAACUGUCAUUCAUAGUUAGAGAACGUCAUGCACGUAGUCUUCUACUUCAGUCUAUAGUGUAAAAGCAACAAUAGAAAGAAUGUGAGAAAUUUUUUGCCUAUUUCACCCUUUUCAAGUGCCACAAAGGAAUAAUCUGAGCAGCAUGAAUUACGUUCGACAAGCUCCAACUGAGGAAUGUCCUCUAACAAAGGAGAGACAAAGCUGCUCUUUCAGCGACUGCUGUGGAUUUCGUUCCAUAAUAUGUUCAUUCGUCGCUCUGACUGCUGUUAUUACUGCUGCUUUGAUUCUUCAAUUAGUUUAUGACGACAAUGCUUUUCAAGGAAGACUGAAUGUUCAUGGAGCAGUUGCAACUGACUAUAGUCAAUGCUCUAAAAUUGGAACGAAAAUACUUAUGAAGGGUGGCAAUGCUGUUGAUGCUGCUAUUGCAGCAAAACUUUGUAUGGUUGUAGUUGCUCCUCACAAAACUAGCCUGGGAAGUGGUGGAUACAUCAUCAUUUAUAAUCAUAAGGAUCAAGAACAUCCUAGAGUAAUAGAUUUUUUAAGCAACACUGUUCCAGAUGAAUUUAAAAAUGUAAACUUGAGAAUCCCAGUUAUGCUCCGAGGUUUGGAGUAUGCUCAUAAUAUGUUUGGAAAAUUAGUAUGGCAAGAUUUGUUUGAACCAUCCAUCACAUUAGCACGGGAAGGAUUUGAAAUUUCUAGAGACUUUGCAAAUGAAGCUACAAAAAAUACUAAUCUAGGAAUUUUCCAACAUAUUAAUGCAGGAGAAAAGAUCAAAUUGCCUGAACUUGCUAACACUCUGGAAAAUGUAUCCAAAUUUGGAACAAAUGUUUUUUAUAAUGGUCUUUUAAGUUCUAAAUUAUUUGCAAAUUUGCCUGGAAUCGAAACAAAAAAUUUAUUAAAUCUAAUGUCUACCUAUAAACCAAAAGUAGUUGAGGCCCAAAAGUCUAGUCUUGCUCAGUAUGCAGUUUAUUAUCCACCAAGCUUGAAUUUUGCCCAAUCAAUUAUUGAAGAACUGGAUAAAUUUAAUGCAUCAAAAGAAAAUGUUUCAUCAAUAGAAUCAGAAAUUAUGGUGGCUGAAGCUAUAAUAAAGUUGGUCCACCAACUCAAAGAUCCAUACAUUAGCUUUACUGAGAGUAGAAGAUACACAGGUGUCACUUCUGUAGAUUGGCAAGAUUCAUACGUUUCAAUAGUGACAGGGUUAAGUUCACCAUUCAAUUCAAAAUACAUGACUGAGGCAGGAUUUGUUUUAGAUAAUGUAGAUAAUGAAAAUUCACUUUUGUCUUUGACUCCAAUAGUAUUUUAUGAUGAAACAGCAGUAUGUGGAUUGCGAGGAGUUUUUAGUGCUGAUGAUUCAAUAAUUGCUGGACAAAUGCUUUACAAUUUACUAAUACGUUCUAUGAAUGUUUCUGUAGCUGUUGAAUACCCAAGGUACUAUGUACUCGAUGAUGGGAUUGCUGUAGAAAAUGAUGAUAGACAUUCAGGAAAUCAACUAUUACGUGACAGUCUAAUUGCUAUAGAUACAGUAUCCAAAAUUGAUGCUAACAUGAUAAUGAAAAGUGUGAAUGUUAUAAUUAAACGAAAGAAUCUGAUAAGUGGUCAUUCUGACAGUAGAGUGGAUGGACUGGCAUCUAGAUUUUAAAAUAAUUCUGAAUCCUUUUCAUACAAUAAUUAAUUUAAAAAUGAUGUGAUAUUUACUGUGUUCUUAAAUGCAUAUUAAUGUAUUUUUUAUUGUACUUAUCCGUCCAAAAGUAAUAUUCAUAAAUAUUUUACAACUACA